ACUAAAAAGCGCCUUCCCCUUUCUCACCGUUUUUGCCUUUUUCUUUUUCCUCUCUUUCUCUCUCUCUCUCGCUUUUCGAUUUUCCUCUUCUUCAUCUCGUUUUCCGGCUGAGGUUGCGCGCUCCGCCGAACGAACUCCUCUCUUGCCGCCGUAGAAGGAGCACCGAGAGACUGCAGAAGAAUGUGGCUCGCAUGUGUAUGGGAUGAGAAAGAGAAAGAGCUCGGUCGACAACAAGCGCCAGGAACGUGUCCUUUCUGUCGAGGCAAAGUGCACGCCAUUGAUGUCGAAAGGCGAUGGAAGCUCUGUUUUCUUCCUCUCUGCCUCAAGAUCAAGAGGAAGUAUCUUUGUACUCUCUGUUCUCGCCGUCUCGAAUUGUGCCACUGGUAGUAAUUUAAGAAAGAAAAAGAAAUUAGGUCUCGGUUUUCAUCGAACUAUCGAUGGAUCUAAUUUGAACCGCUACUCGUAGUUCGUGUUCCCGUUCUUCCGUGAAGUGUUUGAUUGAAUUUUUGGAGAAACGGAUGAGGAUCAGGAUUUGGAUCUGACUCGAUUAGAUGCAUCUAAUCUUGUUGUUUUUCUUUUUGUACAGCUUCGAAAACUGUAGAUAGAGAAAGACUUCUCUCCGGCCUCUCCUAGAGGAUUUUCCCCCUUUUAGUUGGUUUAUAUUAAUUGAAAUCUUUCUGCAUCUUCUUGUUCUGUGAUUUGAUGUCUUAAUUUGCAAUUGCAUGCCAUUUUAUGUGGUUGAUUUCA
This is a messenger RNA of Cucurbita moschata (crookneck pumpkin), 747 nucleotides long. RefSeq lists its product as uncharacterized. Lineage: Eukaryota; Viridiplantae; Streptophyta; Magnoliopsida; Cucurbitales; Cucurbitaceae. Bases 181 to 387 code for a protein of 68 amino acids. The transcript has a single exon. The record is from RefSeq and is a predicted model, not a curated record.